CCGGGCCGCACGCGGGCUGGUCGGGCGCGGCGGCCGAGCGGCAGCAUCCCGGGCCAUGGAGACCGGCUCCGACUCAGAUUCUUUAUACAAUUGCAUAUGUACGAGUGGAUGAACAUACCAUUGGUGAUCCAGAGGAUUUUUGUCAAGAUUGGAUAAACCAUGUAUCACAUUGAUUGUAGAGAUCAGCUCGAAAGGGUCUUUUUACGACUUGGCCAUGCUGAAACAGACGAACAGUUACAAAAUAUCAUAUCUAAAUUCCUUCCUCCUGUUUUGCUUAAACUGUCGAGCACCCAAGAAGGAGUACGGAAAAAGGUGAUGGAACUGCUGGUCCAUCUGAAUAAACGUAUAAAAAGCCGCCCCAAAAUACAACUCCCAGUAGAGACACUAUUGGUUCAGUACCAGGACCCUGCUGCAGUUUCCUUUGUCACGAAUUUUACUAUAAUUUAUGUUAAGAUGGGCUAUCCUCGCCUGCCAGUUGAAAAACAGUGUGAACUGGCCCCUACGCUUCUGACUGCCAUGGAAGGGAAGCCUCAGCCACAGCAGGAUAGCUUAAUGCAUCUUUUAAUACCAACCCUUUUUCACAUGAAAUACCCUGCUGAAUCAUCAAAAUCAGCUUCUCCUUUUAAUCUUGCUGAGAAACCAAAGACUGUGCAGCUGCUUUUGGACUUUAUGCUAGAUGUUCUUCUGAUGCCUUAUGGAUAUGUGUUAAAUGAAUCCCAGAGUCGCCAAAAUUCAUCUUCAUCACAGGGUUCUUCUUCAAACAGUGUGGGAGGUUCCGGAAUCCCACAGCCUCCCCCAGGAAUGAGCUUUUAUGCAGCAAAACGAGUUAUUGGUGAUAACCCAUGGACACCUGAACAGUUGGAACAGUGCAAAUUGGGCAUAGUGAAAUUUAUAGAAGCUGAACAGGUGCCUGAACUUGAAGCUGUUCUCCACCUGGUGAUUGCUUCUAGUGACACACGCCAUAGUGUGGCAACAGCGGCAGACCUGGAAUUGAAAAGCAAGCAGAGCUUAAUUGACUGGAAUAAUUCUGCCAUCAUUAAUAAGAUGUACAAGGUAUACCUUGGGGAUAUACCACUGAAGACAAAAGAAGGAGCAGUUCUAAAGCCAGAGCUGAAAAGAGACCCAGUCAGUACCAGAGUGAAGUUAAAGAUUGUUCCUCAUCUCCUGCGUUCUAGACAGGCUGCUGAAACGUUCCCAGCUAACAUUCAGGUGGUGUAUGAUGGGCUUUUUGGUACAAAUACAAAUUCAAAGUUAAGAACAUUGUCCUUGCAAUUUGUACAUCACAUUUGUAUAACCUGUCCAGAAAUCAAGAUUAAACCACUAGGUCCUAUGCUUUUGAAUGGUCUCACUAAGCUAAUAAAUGAAUAUAAAGAGGACCCUAAGCUACUGUCAAUGGCAUAUUCAGCUGUUGGAAAACUCUCCAGUCGAAUGCCGCAUUUGUUCACUAAGGAUAUAGCUCUUGUGCAACAGCUUUUUGAAGCUCUGUGUAAGGAAGAGCCUGAGACUCGACUUGCUAUUCAGGAAGCAUUAUCUAUGAUGGUUGGAGCUUAUAGUACCUUAGAAGGAGCACAGAGAACUUUAAUGGAGGCGCUUGUAGCUUCAUAUUUAAUAAAGCCUGAAGUUCAAGUUCGGCAAGUUGCAGUGAAAUUUGCCAGCACAGUGUUUCCUUCAGAUCAUAUACCUUCCAGAUAUUUGCUCCUACUAGCUGCAGGAGACCCACGAGAAGAAGUCCAUGGUGAAGCACAGCGUGUGUUACGAUGUCUUCCUGGUAGAAACAAAAAGGAAAGCGCUUCUAAGCAAAUGCCAUCUUUUCCAGAAAUGGUACAUUACAUUCAAGAAAAGGCUUCUCAUCGAAUGAAGACUCCAGUCAAAUACAUGACCGGAACCACUGUCCUUCCGUUUAACCCAGCAGCAUUUGGAGAGAUAGUUCUGUACUUGCGCAUGUGCCUGGCACAUAGUGCAGGGGUAGUGCCCACCUCUCAGAGUUUGGCUGAUAUGCAAGAUCAUGCUCCGGCCAUUGGACGGUACAUACGAACAUUAAUGUCAAGCAGCCAGGCAACAGCUUCAUCUUCUAAUAAGAGUGGAGAAGCCAACCCUGUUCAGAUCUACAUUGGCCUGCUUCAACAGCUCUUAGCAGGUGUUGGAGGCUUGCCAGUCAUGUACUGUCUAUUGGAAGCUGUGUCAGUGUAUCCAGAAAAAUUGGCUACCAAAUUUGUAGAUAAAACAGAAUGGAUCAAGAGUCUGAUGAGCAGCAGUAAAGAAGAAAUGCGAGAGUUGGCGGCUUUGUUUUAUUCUGUGGUGGUGUCAACUGUGUCCGGAAACGAGUUAAAGGCAAUGAUAGAACAACUUAUUAAGGCUACAAAAGACAGUCAUAGCCCUGAGGUACAGCAUGGAGCCUUGCUUGCCCUGGGAUUCACUGUGGGGAGAUACUUGGCUAAGAAGAGAGUGAGAACGGCAGAGCUGCACAGCCUGGAGACAGAUGGUGAUCUCUUGCCUGAGCAAGAGGAGAUCAUUCGGAGUGCUACAGAAACUAUAGGUUCAUUCUUAGACAGUACAUCACCCCUGUUGGCAAUUGCUGCCUGUACUGCUCUGGGUGAAAUUGGCAGAAAUGGUCCUCUCCCGAUCUCCAGUGAAGGAUCUGGAUUUACUAAACUGCACCUGGUAGAAAGCUUACUCGCUAGAAUCCCUUCCAGUAAAGAAACAAAUAAGAUGAAAGAACGAGCAGUCCAAACGUUGGGCUACUUUCCAGUUGGGGAUGGGGCUUUUCCCCACCAGAAGCUCCUUUUGCAAGGUCUAAUGGAUUCUGUGGAGGCCAAGCAGGUUGAACUUCAGUUCACUAUUGGUGAAGCCAUUACCAGUGCUGCAAUAGGAACUAACUCUGUGGCUGCGCGAGAUGCCUGGCUGGUGACUGAGGAGGAAUAUACACCUCCUGCUGGUAGUGCCAAAGUGAAUGAUGUUGUCCCAUGGGUUUUAGAUGUUAUUUUAAAUAAGCAUAUUAUCAGCCCCAACCCACAUGUGAGGCAAGCAGCCUGCAUCUGGCUCCUUUCUCUUGUGAGGAAGCUAAGUACCCACAUAGAAGUGAAGUCUCAUCUUAAAGAAAUUCAGAGUGCAUUUGUUUCAGUUCUGUCAGAAAAUGAUGAACUUAGCCAAGAUGUUGCGUCAAAGGGGUUGGGGUUGGUUUAUGAGCUGGGCAGUGAACAAGAUCAACAGGAAUUGGUGUCUACACUUGUAGAAACACUUAUGACUGGCAAAAGAGUUAAACAUGAAGUUUCUGGAGAGACAGUGGUAUUUCAAGGGGGAGGCCUUGGCAAAACACCUGAUGGCCAGGGCCUUUCUACUUACAAGGAGCUUUGCUCUCUGGCAAGUGAUCUUAGUCAGCCAGAUCUGGUAUAUAAAUUUAUGAAUCUGGCAAAUCAUCAUGCAAUGUGGAACUCCAGGAAGGGUGCUGCUUUUGGUUUUAAUGUAAUUGCUACCAGAGCUGGAGAACAACUGGCUCCUUUUUUGCCUCAGCUAGUUCCUCGACUUUAUCGUUACCAGUUUGACCCCAACCUUGGAAUUCGACAGGCUAUGACAAGUAUUUGGAAUGCAUUGGUCACUGAUAAAUCAACGGUGGAUAAGUAUUUGAAGGAAAUUCUUCAAGAUUUGAUUAAAAACCUUACCAGCAACAUGUGGCGAGUUCGAGAAUCGAGCUGUUUAGCUUUGAAUGACUUAUUGAGAGGAAGACCUUUAGAUGACAUCAUUGACAACCUUCCAGAAAUGUGGGAAACACUUUUUAGAGUACAAGAUGAUAUUAAGGAGUCUGUGCGGAAAGCAGCAGAACUCGCUCUGAGAACUCUGAGCAAGGUUUGUGUGAAAAUGUGUGACCCUGCCAAAGGAGCAGCUGGCCAGAGAACCAUUGCUGUCCUCCUGCCCUGCCUUCUGGACAAAGGAAUGAUGAGUCCUGUGACGGAAGUCCGAGCCCUCAGCAUUAACACCCUUGUGAAGAUCAGCAAAAGUGCAGGAGCCAUGUUGAAACCACAUGCACCCAAACUCAUCCCAGCAUUACUAGAGUCUUUAAGUGUGCUGGAGCCUCAAGUUCUAAAUUAUUUGAGUCUCCGGGCUACAGAACAAGAAAAGGCUGCAAUGGAUAGUGCUCGACUCAGUGCCGCCAAGUCCUCUCCCAUGAUGGAGACCAUCAGCAUGUGCCUGCAAUAUCUUGAUGUUUCGGUGCUGGGUGAGCUAGUUCCUAGGUUAUGUGAACUGAUCAGAAGUGGUGUGGGUCUUGGAACUAAGGGAGGCUGUGCCAGUGUCAUUGUGUCUUUAACUACUCAAUGUCCCCAGGACCUAACACCUUACUCAGGUAAACUUAUGAGUGCUUUGCUUAGUGGUCUGACAGAUCGGAACAGCGUAAUUCAGAAAUCCUGUGCAUUCGCCAUGGGCCAUUUAGUUCGAACCUCUCGGGAUAGCAGCACUGAAAAAUUGCUACAGAAGCUCAGUGGCUGGUACAUGGAGAAAGAAGAACCUGUCUAUAAGACCUCUUGUGCUCUGACUAUUCAUGCAAUUGGAAGAUACAGCCCUGAUGUAUUGAAGAAUCAUGCCAAAGAAGUUCUGCCCUUGGCGUUUCUAGGCAUGCAUGAAAUUGCUGAUGAGGAGAAAUCUGAAAAAGAAGAGUGUAAUUUGUGGACUGAAGUGUGGCAGGAAAAUGUACCUGGCUCCUUUGGAGGUAUUCGAUUGUACCUACAGGAGUUGAUUACUAUUACCCAAAAGGCUUUGCAAUCACAGUCUUGGAAAAUGAAAGCCCAGGGUGCAGUUGCUAUGGCGUCAAUUGCAAAACAAACGAGCUCUCUUGUGCCUCCUUAUCUGGGAAUGAUACUGAGCGCAUUGGUGCAAGGCCUGGCUGGAAGAACAUGGGCAGGAAAGGAAGAAUUACUGAAAGCCAUUGCCUGUGUGGUGACAGCUUGCAGUUCAGAGUUGGAAAAGUCUGUACCCAAUCAACCCACUAUAAAUGAAAUUCUUCAGGCUGUAAUGAAGGAAUGUUGCAAAGAGAAUCUCAAAUAUAAGAUUGUAGCAAUCAGCUGUGCAGCUGAUGUUUUGAAAGCCACCAAAGAAGACAGAUUCCAGGAGUUUUCCGACAUUGUAAUACCCCUCAUCAAGAAGAACUCACCUGAAAGCAUGGGAGUCCGGACCAGCAAAGCUGAAGAUGAAAAUGAGAAGGAAAGAGAGCUGCAAGUGGAGUCUCUGCUGGGUGCCUUUGAGAGCCUGGGCAAAGCAUGGCCCAGGAACCCAGAAACCCAACGUUGUUAUCGGCAGGAGAUGUGCAAACUGAUGUGUGAGCGGCUAAGACUCAGCACGUGGAAAGUGCAGCUAGGUGUCCUCCAGUCGAUGAAUGCUUUUUUCCAGGGGUUAAUGCUUCUGGAAGAAGAACAUACAGAUCCUGAAGCUCUGGCUGAGAUUCUUCUUGAAACUUGUAAAUCAAUUACUUAUUCUUUAGAAAAUAAGACCUACUCAUCUGUGAGAACAGAAGCUCUGUCUGUGGUAGAAUUACUGCUUAAAAAGCUUGAAGAAGCUAAACAGUGGGAAAGCUUGACAGCAGAAUGCAGAGGACUCUUGAUUGAGUCUUUAGCUACUAUGGAGACAGACAAUAGACCUGAGCUGCAAGAGAAAGCCUCAGUAUUGAAGAAAACACUUGAAAGUCUGGAAUGAAUGAAGAAGGGAAAGAAACAAAUAAGUGCCACGUUCUUUUGGGAUUGGAAAUGGUGAUAUUCUUUAAAAACCAAGUGGGGGAAAGUGAAGAUUACUCUGUAGCAUGCAUCAUUCCUUGGCUGAAAUAAAAAUAAUAAUAAUAAUAAUAAAGCCUUAAAUUUUGCUCCUUAUUAGCUUUAUUUUACUUAUCUUUAAGUAUGUGGGCUAAAUGAGCCUAAAAGAACUUGGGUUUUCGAAAGGUAGUUGUCAAUAAGUCUGGCAGCCAUCAUUGCUAAAAACCUGAAACUAUUAUAAAAGUGAAAUACAGGACAAGCUGGAUUAAAAUCUUAGAAUUAUGUCCAUGCUAGACUUACUGCAGAAAGUAAUCCUGUAAAUCACUUGAUUUAUAGUCUCACUUCUUGCACACCUGAAGAAAUAGGAUUGGAGAUGACCUACCUUCCUUUCUGAGGCUGGAGCCAAGACCAUAGACGCAGAGUUUAAUGUCCUGUCCUGGAUACUUUUCUCAACCUGCUACCAAACCAAACCAGUGUUUACCCUGCCCUAUCCUAGAAAUUCCCCAAGGGAGGUACAUUUAGGCUGUUACACAGCAGUUCUUACACUAGAGCUACACUGACUCGUGUCACUGGAUUCACAGGAAAUGGUUGUUCAGCAUGUUUCUAGGAUGAGAACAAUUUGGGUUCCAAAAAAUUCUGAUUGACGUCCUUUUACUGGAAGAUGAAAAUAGAUUGGAACAAGAUUGUUCUACUGCCUGUAUUUGUGAUUAUGUAUUUUUCCAAAAUUUAAAACAGUAAAAAUUAGAGACUGCCUUGGUUUCAACCACUUAAGAUCCCAAAACUGUAACAAUAACUUAUCACUUUCUACUGCUUACUUCAUUACAUCCAGUGUGGCAUGAAAGGACAGAGGGAAAGCCUUUAGUUAAGUGCCGGGAAUUUCUCUUGUUAAUGCCUUUCUCAGAUUAGCCUGAUGCACUCCAAGUAAACUGUUCUGCCGGGGUGUUUCCCCGCUCUCUGCAGGUUAACGGAGGUGUCUAUGGUCAGCUAAAAACUCCAGCUUGUCUUUUUGGAGCACAGUUUUGAUUUAUAUAUUCAGUACUGUCUCCUUGAUGACAUCAACACCUGGAAUCUCUGUAUUCAAUAUUUUUGGUCAAAACUCCAUGUUUAUUAGUUCAGUAUUCUACAGACCAGUGUAUUUUAAAUAUUUUUUAACUGUGACUCACAAUAAAAAUAACUUUUUACAUCAUGAUUCAGAAUGUAUGUGUGUGAGUGUUGAUGUAUGUCUGAAUGUAAAAUCUUUAACUGAAGCAAAUAUUUCAUGAAGAAAUACUUAGUUGCUAAGUUUGAUACACUUUGCUCGCUCUCUGUAUCUCACUGAUGUAAAUGUUCUUCAGACUCACUAAAUUCAUUUUUUAAUUCACAACUAGGUUGCUGUUCAAGUUUGAUAGUACCUAAACUUCUACUAUGAGAUUGUUUCUGAUUGAAAAAGGCUUUACAACUAAAAUGUCCAUUGCUCAUUCGGUAUCAUCUUUGCUGAUACUGAACUAUAGUAGUGAGUUUGCAGAACAUCACGAAUUUAAAAGAAUCUGUUGUAGAAUUGCAUUUAAGAAUGGCUUUUGCUUUAGAGAAAAACGAAUGGCUUCACAUGUUCUUCAGAAGCUGUGUCCUCUCAGGACAUGUUUUUUGGAUCAGCAUUGAAUGCACUGAGGACCUACCUGGCUUUUACUUGUAGUGCCCAAGAUGCUUCCUUGGCAAGAAUGCAAUGCAAGUCAGGUAUGUUGUUGAAGACGAGAGUAUAAGGAUGAGAAUGCUGUGCAUGGUCUGUUGUUGAAACCUCAUCAAAUUCUAUGCUUUUAAAGCUUUUGUUAUUUAAUACUGGGGAUUACCCUUGGUGCUGAGAGUGGUGCUAAGACACCCAAACCUUAGUGCUACUGAAUUAUAUUUUUUACUUUUCCUGAGCACAUUUCUAAUUUAUAUACUUAAUGCCUUCAUGUUUGCCAGCCAAAUCACUUUCACAGCCAGUAAUGCUGUAUUACUGUCUCAAAUAUAGUUUGUGUUUGUUAUAAAUAUAGUUGUGUUUAUUUUAAAAGGUUAAUAACCAGGAUUUUGUAAUUGUGGAAUGUUGGUACUGGUGAACAAGUGUAAAAGUACCUGUACAUACAUAUAUCAUCAGUCUCUAUUUGCCAAAGCUAUCUUGAAUGAUUUAAUUUUUCUCUAUUCAUAUGUUUACCACACAGAUAACUAAUUUGUAGGACUUGAACCGUAUUCCUGCCAUUAGUUCACUAAGUAUAUCUUCAUUGAUACAGGAAAAGGAGAUGUCUGAAAUGUGGCAGUUGGAUUAAACAUAAAAAUGGUCUACAGUUUCGGUGGCCAGCGUAGCUGUUUCACUGAAUGUGUCCAAUUUAUUGUUCCUAGGGGAUCUUGUCUAUAACACAGUCCACCUACAUAAGGGGGUUACCAAAUCCCCAUUGCCUUGCCCCCCCUUUUUUAACUCAUGUAUUUACCAACAAAAGAAUAAAGAUGUGACCUCA
Molecule: messenger RNA, 8206 nt
Organism: Psammomys obesus (fat sand rat)
Lineage: Eukaryota; Metazoa; Chordata; Mammalia; Rodentia; Muridae
Gene: Ecpas
Product: Ecm29 proteasome adaptor and scaffold
Exons: 50
Coding region: 160-5682 (1840 amino acids)
Biological process (GO): proteasome assembly
Cellular component (GO): cytoplasm; nucleus
Molecular function (GO): molecular adaptor activity
Source: RefSeq, a predicted model, not a curated record